GUACUUAAUUAUAGAAUCAAUACUAACCAAGAAUAACAUAUAUAAUGUAUGAUAUUUCAGUUAUUAAAUUAUUCUGUUAUUGUUAGUUUCUCUUUAUUUUUACCAAUUCCAGAAUCAAAAAUUUUAUUUCGCAAAUAUAGUUGCCAUAAAUACAUACCCAUCUAUGUGCUACGCAUUCAAUCGCAGUGUGUAGUUACAAGUGUCAGAUUCGCAAUUGAGAAUUGAGUGCCGUUGGGAGAGGACAUGGAGGUAAUUGAAAAGUGUUCCAGCAUGAUUCUGACUAAUUUUUAACUAUGUUGACUGUCAUCAGUUGAUAAGAAAGUGAUCAUUAUCAAGAUCGAAAGAUUUACGUUUGAAACAUGGAAAUUGUGUGUAACAGUGACGAUUAAGCAAUGUUAAUGAUUUUUCACAUUAUUACAGUUGUCGACCUAGUAUGUCACUUAAUUUUCGAGUCCUUAAUAGAUUUCUGUAAAUUCAGUAACAGACUGUAAGUUAAAGGAUGCGAUGCACCUUCAAAAUGUCGUUUGUAGGAGUCGUUCGUAAAUAGCCAAUAAUCACUCAAAUUUGGUGUAAUGAUUUUCAAAGUAUCAGACAGUUUAUUCUGGAUGCCAAAGUUUCUGAUCAACAAGAUUUUAAUUUAUUGACACAGGCGAGAGAAAAGUAAAAAAUGACUGAGAGUUUAAUAAAUGAAUGGCUGGCAGACUGUUCAGAUGUCUCGCCUUCGGAACUCCACACUUUUGCUACUACUCUAUUGCAAGAUAACGAGAUAGUUAGAGCACUUUACGUGCUUUUGGAAGAGCGUAGCAAAUACAGUCAGUUGGUGGAUACAGUAUGCGAUCAGUUAUACAAUUUCUACCGUUCCCGGGAAACAGAAUUGCAAAGGUUUACCUUGCAGUUCUUGCCAACAUUGGUAUAUAUUUAUUUGAAUUCUGCAGCUCAUGGUGAUAUUAAGAAUUGUCGAUCUGUAGAAACAUUAUUGAUCGGAUUAUACAAUUUGGAAAUAGUUGAUAAAUCUGGGCAACAGAAAGCAAUUUCUUUUAGAGUACCAUCUCUUGCCAUGUUGUCUAUAUUUCAUGAGCCUGCAAGUUUAGCACCAGCUUCUUUAACGGAAAGUGCUGUGCGUAGAUUUGAAGAAUGCAAUACAAAAUUAGUUAGUUGGGGACCGCUGCAGCAAGUAGAAACACUGAAUGCACAGAACAGAUUGAAAGUAAUGACUGCUCUUCUCUUUAUUUACAAUCAACAACUGGGUUACAUAAAUAAAUUUGCUUUAGAGCAAUUGUGCAAAGUUGCCACCAAACUUGUCACUCAAGGAUUCAUGAAACCAGGACAUCAUCAAAGAUCUUCAUAUGGAAGCGAGUCCAGUUUUGUUCCAAGACUGUUACCUCGUAUACCCGUAUCAAGUCAAUUUCUUCUUGAAUUUUUACAUGCUGUAUAUUUUGCUAUGUAUAAUGACUGCUGGUAUUUAGGUACACAAGCAGUGGAAGAUAUUCACAAUCGAGCGUGUUAUGAAACAUACCCAGAUGUCAUGCUAGUCACAAAUGCUAUACGUAAUUCUGCUAGUUCUGGACCAUCAGGUCAACUUAGCGAUGGAUCAAUUGGUGUGAGUGUAGCAUUGUCACCAAGCGCAACUGCAACAGUAUCUAAGUCUAUGAUCACAAAUGCUUCCUUUCGAACGAAAAAGUUGCCAGACGAUCUGGAUGAGAUGUUAUUCGCGGCUGAACUCGACAAUGCUACUGCUCAACUUGAAAAUGAUCAACCGCAACCAACAGUAUCCAGCAGUAUCAAGUGGUUCCCUUGGCAAUCGAAACAAUCGCUUACAGCGGCAAAUGAAGAAACCGCCAGAAUGAAAAAAGUCAGUUCUACUUCCUCAUUGGAAAGUUCUAGACAUGGAAGCGUGUGCAGUGCUCAAAAUUCACCUAAUAAAUCGUCUCCUAGAAAGAGCAAAGAUCACUCGAAAAGAAAUACAUCUGAACAUAAUGAAGAUCAUAAUCUAAAAGUGAAUCUACGUAAGAGAAAGGAGCAGAAAGAAUGUAGUGAUUCUGCUUAUGGAGAAAAUAAAAUAAGUUCUGGCUCUCAUUUGUACAGUGUUUUGGAAGAACAAGUUCUAGGAGAACUAAUCCAUGAAUCGAUGGAAAAUUUGUAUGUGGAUGGAAAUAAAACGUUGAAUUAUCGUACAACUGCUGCUUUAUCAACGAAUACAUGGUAUUAGUGGUUCAGUUUCAGCACUUUAGGAUCACAUGAUAUACCAAUUCAAGUUACGAAAGAAGAUUCUAGUGGAGAAGGGAAAAGUAAUCUUGUAUCGAUCACAGAAGAAGACACCACAGAGCCAAAUAGAGUUGGUUCAAUGAGACAAUCUAAAGAUCAGAAAACAGCGUCGAAAAUCACGAACUUUCCAGUGCUUGGGAAGAAACCUAGAGAGAAAGAUAGCAAAGUGGCUAAAAAUACACAUACCGCUAUCUCAGACAAAGAGAAGAAACUUGGAUCUCAGACGACUUCAAAAGAAAGCAUUAAAGGUAGUUCUUCAAUGUUAAAUAGCGAAUCGACAGAGCUUGACGGAAAUGUAAAUGGAUGUUCGAUCAGAAAAAAGAAUACUAGUGUAGAAAAUAAUUCAGUUACAGUAGAUGCUAAUAUUUCAUUAAUUGAUGGGGAAUGUCACACGUUGAGUGGAGAUUUAGAUAAUACUAAUAUGGAGACUUCAAUUAACUUAAGAACACACAAUGAACCAGAACCAUUGACUUCAUCUAUUCAGGUCAGCUCUGUUUAAAUUACAAAAGAAGGUAGAUUUAUGAAAUGAAAACAAGAUAGUAUUGGGCUAUACUGAAUAAACAUAACAUUUCUUUUUCCACGUCGGUUGUAUAUAGUCAUUGCUCUCAAUAUAGUGGAUCUUUGAGAAAUAUUCGUUCAGCAUUUAAAAAACAUUGUGAUCUGACACAAAGAGCAUUGUAACAUCACGUUCUUUCAGACAUGGCUCAUUACUACACAGAUCUCCGUAACUAGCUAAAAAAAGAAGAAAACGAAUAUAAUGGGGAAGGGAACAAUAAAUUAAGACAAUGUACGUUUUCUUUUGCUGAAUGUACAUAAAUGUGUAUUAAAGGGUUCUGUUAAUUGUCUUUAUAAUGUGUUUUGAUAUAUUAAACAUAUGUUUUAAUGUAUGCUUUUUUCAAAGUUUUUAUUUAUAAUUUUUUUCAUGAUUUUUAGAAUCAGAAAUCAGAUCGUACAUUUAUUCACAAAAAUAUAAAAUUAAUUAAUAACUCAAUAUACUAACAUUUAAUUAAUUCGAAACAUAAAUAUUUUAAACUAAAACGAAUGUACUUAUUUAUUUUUCCUUUAAAUUAUAUUUAUUGUUAAAUUUACUUUCAUAUAUAUAUAAAGUAUUCAUUUAUUAUCAUUUUGGUUAUAAGUUGUUCUUUUUAAAAAUUGCUACCUAUACACAACAGACGAAAACAAAUGGCUAAUAGUUGUACAAGAACCAGUAAUUUCACUAAAAAUAAUCAGAAAUGUUUCAUAUUUUCAUGAAAAAUAUUUUUUGUUAGAUCUUCACAUUUUGGAUAUUCUGCUAACAGGAUAUACGACUGACUUGUUUUUUGGGACAGUUUAAAAAGAUAUUUAGACAAAUCUUGUACUUUUUCUAUAAUGUAUCUAUAUGCCUAUCUACAUGCAUAGAGUUCUCUAAUUUAUGUUUAGAUGAAACUGUGUUUUUAUAUAAAUUUCUACUCGAAAAAAUGUUUUUAGCUAACAUCAUAUCUAUCUUAUAACACAUUCUAAAUGAUUUGUAUCAAUAUUUUUCCAUAACAGUACUGUUUAUAUACCUAAGACCUUUCAAUGCAUAGGUUUUUAUAUUUUAUUAGACAUUUUAUAUUACACAUGAUUGUAAUCAACAUUUAUUUCAUUAAUUUUACUAUAAUCAUAGAAAUUACUUUAAAGUAUACAUAGAACUAUACUUAAAAACCAAAUUUCUUGUAUAAUACAUUAUUCAGAAUGAAGAAUAUCUAAAUCAAAUUGUCCGAAAACACAUCUUCUUUAAUUCAUCCAAUAUGUACAUUUUCAAACAUGCGCAAUUAUUAUACAUUUUUCAAGAAUACCUUUUUCAAAAAUAUUCAUCAGCUACUUAUUUUUUCAUACAAGACAAGUGAAACAUACCGAAAUAUUAAGUAACAUGGAAAAAAAAUUGAAAUUAUCUGAGAAAAGAAGGAGAAUCGAACUUGGAAUUGGUAUUUACUUAAAAAGACUGUAUGCUUCAUCAUACUAUUACUUAGUGUAUUAAAAAAUAUACAAUCAUAACUUUUUUUUAACCAAUUAGAGUGUUCAACAAGAUGUUACUCGAAUAUCAAUAUCAAAUCAAGAAGAAACAUAUAAUGCAUUUGUCUGAACACAUGUUUGAAACAAUUGUUUAUCAACUCUUGUAUCACGUUUAAAAUCUUUAAAUGGUGAUAUAAUUCAGUCUAUUAAAUAAUAUGCAAAAGGCUGAUAAAUAUCAUACCUUGUAGAAACUAUAUAUUUAUAGCUUUAUAGAAUAUCACAAUUAACGUAUUAUUUUCAUGAAAAAG
This is a messenger RNA of Nomia melanderi (Alkali bee), 4547 nucleotides long. The record is from RefSeq and is a predicted model, not a curated record. NCBI's taxonomy places the organism in Eukaryota, Metazoa, Arthropoda, Insecta, Hymenoptera, Halictidae.